AUGCAACAAUUGGAACAAGAAAACGAUCAAUUGGAAUUAAUAAUUGAACAAUUGAAAAGAGAAAGGGAACAAUUGAAAAGAGAAAGGGAACAAUUGAAAAUAGAAAGGGAACAAUUGAAAAUAGAAAGGGAACAAUUGAAAAUAGAAAGGGAACAAUUGAUAUUAAAACUUGAACAAUUUUAUAAAGAAUAUUUUAGUCAUAUCAAGAAAAAUUUAAAAAAUAAAAAUAGAAAAAUAGAAAAAUUUAAAAUUAAAAAUUAA
Messenger RNA from Dictyostelium discoideum AX4, 261 nucleotides. RefSeq lists its product as hypothetical. The transcript has a single exon. Lineage: Eukaryota; Evosea; Eumycetozoa; Dictyosteliales; Dictyosteliaceae. Bases 1 to 261 code for a protein of 86 amino acids. The record is from RefSeq and is a predicted model, not a curated record.